This is a messenger RNA of Magnolia sinica, 1195 nucleotides long. Its product is annotated as probable pectinesterase 53. Lineage: Eukaryota; Viridiplantae; Streptophyta; Magnoliopsida; Magnoliales; Magnoliaceae. Gene Ontology annotation, biological process: cell wall modification. The transcript has 5 exons. Bases 101 to 973 code for a protein of 290 amino acids. Gene Ontology annotation, molecular function: pectinesterase activity. The record is from RefSeq and is a predicted model, not a curated record.
CCCGAUGGGAAAUGGUGGGGGCUGAGCAGAUAGUGUGGUUGGUGUAGCGGAAAUGAAAGCAGGAGUAGAAUAUAUUAUGAGGUGAAGAAGAGCUUGAAAGAUGGAAGGAGACACUCACGGGCAUCCACAAAGAAGACAACAACAGCAAAAGCGAAAAAGAAAAAGAAAAAAAAAAACGCACAUAUUCAAAUGGGAGAAGGUGACCAUCCCCACAUUCAAAGCUUUCAUAACCAUAGAAGGGGCAGGAGCAGACAAAACAAUAGUUCAAUGGGGCGACACAGCUCAAACACUGGGACCCAAAGGCCAGCCUAUUGGAACCUACAAUUCUGCAACAUUUGCUGUGAAUUCUCCUUAUUUCAUUGCCAAGAAUAUCACUUUCAAGAAUACAACACCAGUUCCAAAACCAGGAGCUACAGGGAAGCAAGCAGUUGCAUUUAGAAUAUCAGGAGAUACAGCAGCAUUUCUAGGGUGUAAGUUCUUGGGUGCGCAGGAUACGCUGUAUGAUCAUCUUGGAAGGCACUAUUACAAAGAUUGCUACAUUGAAGGCUCUGUUGAUUUCAUUUUUGGCAAUGCUCUCUCCUUGUAUGAGGGAUGUCAUGUACAUGCAAUAGCAGAGAACUAUGGGGCCCUCACAGCCCAAAACAGGAACAGCCUUCUGGAGGAUACAGGGUUCUCAUUUGUGAAGUGCAAGGUGACAGGGUCAGGAGCACUAUACUUAGGAAGGGCUUGGGGAACCUUUUCUAGGGUUGUGUUUGCAUACACCUACAUGGACAACAUCAUCAUCCCUACUGGCUGGUACAACUGGGGUGACCCCAACCGAGAAAUGACUGUAUUCUAUGGUCAGUACAAAUGCACAGGACCAGGAGCAAGCUACGCAGGAAGAGUUUCAUGGUCAAGAGAACUCACUGAUGAGGAGGCCAAGCCAUUCAUUUCCCUUAGUCUCAUUGAUGGCGCUGAGUGGAUUAAUUUCUAGUUAUUUUCCUAAUAAUCUCUCCUUGUAAAUUUAAACAAAAUCAAACAGGGUUUGCUGGUACACACCCAGAAAUAUUGCUCUACGGUUAGCCUUUUGCUUUUGGGUCGUUUUUCGAUGAUCCAAACCGUUUACACGGUGGGCUUAUCAUGGAUUGGGGGAUGGCCAAAAAAUGAAUAAAAAUAAAAUCUUCGAUUGGGAUAUUUUAAUCCCUUGAUCAUUCAA